Hyaloscypha bicolor E is the source of this 1538-nucleotide messenger RNA. RefSeq lists its product as uncharacterized. The transcript has 2 exons. The record is from RefSeq and is a predicted model, not a curated record. Gene Ontology annotation, cellular component: cytoplasm. Lineage: Eukaryota; Fungi; Ascomycota; Leotiomycetes; Helotiales; Hyaloscyphaceae. The coding region runs from base 212 to 1132 and encodes 306 amino acids.
UACCACAAUUACUGGCUGUCGAAUGUAUCGCAUGUCCAUCGUACCCGUUGGCAAUGUUUGCAAACGUCUAAGAAUUUGGUAAUGCGUUGAGUCAAUCAUGGCCCAUCGCAUUCAGCCGUCAGCCUUCUGAAACAGAGAAGAGCUUCGAUCGACAUCACCAACAUCACGUUGCGCACUUCACCGCCCUCCAUACCCACGACUACACCUCAAGAUGGCUGAAGCUACCCCGCCCAAAUCCUACUCCUCCGACCCGGUGCUCUACCUAUACACGUCUCUCACGUCUGGCUCGUCGCACAUUGUCACUGCCACAUCGCGCAUGGAAACCAUCCUCAAGGCGAACCGUAUCCCGUUCAGAGCACUCGAUAUUGCAACCGAUGAGAAAGCACGCAUGCUAUGGGGCCGGAGAGCGGGAAAAGACGAGUCUGGCAGGGCGCGAAAAAUCCCAGGCUUGGUGCAGAUGGGCUUGGUAGUUGGGGAUCUCGUGGAAGUUGAAGAAUGGAAUGAGUACGGAGAGUUGAAGCAACAUAUCAAGAUCGUCCCUAUUCCUGGAACUCCCUCUGGAUCUGCGGCUCCCACACCCACGACGACCCCCUCGAAAGCCCCCGUUGCGAAGGAGAACAUCAAGCCUACACCUACUGCCGAGCCCUCGAAGCUUUCUCAGCCGGUAGAACAAGUUACUGCACAAAUGUCCUCGUUCUCGUUGGCAAUGAAGCAAGUGGGCCAGGAAGCUGCACAGAAGGCGAAGGAUGGCAAAAAGAAGGCCACUGAGGCAUUGGAGGGAGUAGGACAAGCAGACCCCGCGGAAGCAUCGAAGAAGUCAGCGGUCAUACCACCUCCCCUUGCUGUUCUGAAUCCACCACACAAUGCCCCGAGCAACACAGUUCUGCAAUCGCCGACCAGCUCGGCGUGGAGAAGCGCUCCGAGCAAGAGCUUCCACACACCGAAGAGUUCACUAAGCAAGCUAGAACCGAUGCAAUCUCCAACAUCUACGGCUUGGAAGCCUUCGGAUACAGAUGGACCUGUGUUGACACAUAGGGGAUCAUCGAUUUCUAUGGCAAGCGAUGAGGAGAUUAAGCAGGUUGAGGAAGAUGAGAAGAUCGUUGAAGAAGAUGAGGAUGCUGUGGAGGAUUGAUUGAUGAUUGAUGGCUUUGGUACUUGAGACGGUCUAGUUGGUGAAAUUCCAAUAAAUGAUUUAUGAGUUCAGUGUUCUGUCCCUAUUUGAUUUAUCUUUCAAGUUCUCAGACACCAGAGAAGGGCAUAGUUGCUCGGAAGUUGUUCAUGGAGGAAAUAAGGCGCAGCACCCGGCCCCAGUUUAUACUAGUUGUUAAGCUUUAAGAGGAGCUAGGUUUAUACUUAUGUUGCUGAACAGAAUCGGUCGUUACGUCAACUUCAAAGUUUCCAAUAGGUAUAUUUGCUAUUUUAAGAUCAGUCUAUUUGUUGUUUGAGAAAAGAAGCACACUCCCAUGUGACAACCCCAUUGACUACCCCCCUUGACUACCUCUCGUUUUUUACCCCCACCUGCUCAUAACCAUCUUUUC